Messenger RNA from Hylaeus volcanicus, 4957 nucleotides. RefSeq names its product aquaporin AQPAe.a-like. Gene Ontology annotation, biological process: transmembrane transport. Gene Ontology annotation, cellular component: plasma membrane. Gene Ontology annotation, molecular function: water channel activity. The coding region runs from base 111 to 953 and encodes 280 amino acids. NCBI's taxonomy places the organism in Eukaryota, Metazoa, Arthropoda, Insecta, Hymenoptera, Colletidae. The transcript has 9 exons. The record is from RefSeq and is a predicted model, not a curated record.
GAAAUGCGAUAUCCAUCGGUUAGUAUUGUUAACGUAAUUCAAGUGGCGAUUACUACAACAGAAUCGUUACAGUAGCUGUUUAGUUUAAGCGAAACUCUCGUUCGUACACCAUGGAGGACGAAUCGUCGAAAUCAAUAUGGUACCUGCAGAAGGGUACCACCACGAUGUUCCUCGCGGAGGUGAUAGGAACAGCGGUACUUUUAUUUAUCGGUUGUAUGGGCUCCGUGGGUACCAUGGGAUUGUCGAUACCUCUACCGUUACAGACGUCUAUCGCGUUUGGUAUGACUGUCAAUAUGUUAAUCAUGAUGGUGGGUCACAUCAGCGGUGCACAUUUCAAUCCAGCUGUCACGAUUGGAGCAGUUAUCGUAGGACUUAAAACCAUUCCAACGGGUAUCGUUUACGUAGUGGGCCAGUUCAUCGGUGCCAUUAUUGGAUACGGACUGCUAGUGACAGUGACUCCAACCGAAUUGCUCAGCGACGGGCACAACUCGUCGACAGGCUUUUGCGUGACCGCUGUUUAUUCUGGUGUCAGUAUCGUGCAAGCGAUUCUAAUCGAAACUCUAUGCACGGCGAUUGUACUUUGCACAGCAUGCGCUACUUGGGAUCCCAGAUGCGCGCAUACGGCGGAUUCUACGGCUAUCAGAUUUGGUUUCUCUAUCGUAGGGCUUUCACUUGCAGCGAGCCCCUACACCGGUUGCAGCAUGAACCCAGCGCGUAGCUUCGCUCCUGCGCUUUUCCAAGGAGAUUGGAAGGAUCAAUGGAUUUAUUGGAUUGGACCGACCGUAGGAGCUUUACUUGGAACGUAUACCUAUCAGCUUCUUUUCUUGGAAAAGGAAACGGUCAUGACUGCCGAUGAUCAUUCUUUCAUACAGAUGAAUUCGAGAAAUUCCGACAGUUUAAAUAUUCCAUGUGACAAGAUUAGAAAUGAGAGGCUCGAAGUCACAAAAAUUUAAAAAAUCACUUCCGCACAAUGUACCAUGAACUUAGCCGACUUCACGACCGAACCAUCUAAGGGUACGACAUUAUAUACCAUGCACACAGUGUAUUUGUUAUCGUCCGCCGGUUAAAGUUUUCCACGAUCCGCGACGUUUCAAGUAGUUUUGGACAUUGCCAGCGACGUCGCUGUACGCGAUCGACUGCUGCUACCUUCGAUUCUCUUUUAUUAUAUCGAUAUGUUUAUGUUAUUCGAAUUGUAUGAACAUAAACGUUUCUAUCACGCUAUGCAAUUGAGAGAAUAUACCAUCAGAAGUCUACUAUUUUUUGACAGUGUAUAAAUGUAUUAUAGCGACUAAAAAAAUUAUUAACGCUAAACUAUCGCACACGUUUGUAUAUAUAAAAUUUGAAAAUUCUUUGGGUCUUAUCAUUGAAAUAUACGCAAGUACAAGUGAGACAAAUAGAAAGAAUAUUGUUUCGUAACUCAGCUGAGAACAUUACCUGCCUCGAUAAGGCAACGCCUAAGAAUUCUUUCAUUUCGAUAUGGAUGUACCUCUCUCUGAGAUUCCAUAAAAUAAUGCGCCAUUUAAAUGCAUUACCCAAGCUAUAAAGUAUUUCCUUUUACGAUCCUAGCAUAGACCUCGAUAACUUAAUUAACAGACAUUUUAUCAGGAAGUUUUUUAUAAUUUCUAGAAAUGUUGUUACAUGUCUAUUUUUGUCGCGAGAAUACUGCGCAGAUGAUUCCAGGGGUUGGCCGGAAACUAAAUCGAUAACGGGGUGGUUCGUAGACGCUUCUAGAAUUUAAGGCUGAAUUUGCACCUGUAGAACAGCUUUGAAACCAUCCUCGUUAAUUAUGUAUAGCAAAGGCUGUACAAAUUCUGACAAAAACUGUGAGAAAAAGUAUAAAUGUCCACAGAUAGCGCAUAGCAAGUUGUGGUGUAAACUUUGUUUUCCCCGAGUUACAUGUUGUUGCGCAACUCCUGGAUUCAUCAAACUAAUAUCAGACGUAAACCUAUAAUUAUUAGUUUGCUGGAACGGGUUCAUUUUUUUUCUGUCACAUAAGUUGUAGCUUCUAAUUUUAAUUGCCGGAUCCGAACCAGGUGCGGUGGUGCCACGUAUUUUCUUGUGGCUGAAAACAAAAUAGAACUUAGAGGCCCCAAUUAAAGAUAAAUGAAACGAUACAAUUGUAUGCUACACCUUAUUGUGUAUCAGUUGUUUGUUGCAUCAUUUUUAUACAAAUAUACAUAUAACAAACGUAUAUAUGGGUAUAGAACACGAGAGCUGCAACUAUUGAUUACCUGCUGCAUCCGACCAUAGAACGUUCGAGACUUCCACGUACAUUUUUCGAAAUACGCGAUUUUCAAUUUCAGUUUAACCAAUGCGAAAUCAUCAAUUGACGGAAAUUAAGUAUUCUCACUUAAGGGGGAAGUAGGUUUAGGACUACGUUUAUUUUUAAUGAUUUGCAUGACGUUUUUUUUAGCAAGAAACGAAUGUAUAGAAUUUAACGAAACUUUGAGGACAUUUUAUACAUAUAUUCAAGUAAAUAUUGUAAUUUUUUGCCCCCUUAACGGAACGGAAUUGCAACGGUGGUGGAUAGUGCAAAAACCAUCGAAGCAUAUUUUAACGAGUUCGACGAAUAACACGAAUUCAACCUCGAGGCGUUGUUGAUAUCUAGUCGACGAAAGUGUUGUUGUGCGUGAUAGCGGACGAUAAAGUGCAAUUUGGAAGGCCGUAAGGUAAACGAACUCUAUAAAUGUCGCAAUGCAGCGUCGCACGCAAAGAUGUGCGUCGCCGCUUGCAUCCCAGAUUCUAUAUUUAUCCUUUGGCCACAUCGUUGCACAGAUGGCAUCGCCAAAUAAAUCAUAAGCAGAUUUAUUUAAUAUACGGUACAUUUCGUACCCAGUCAUACAGGUUUCGUUUCAGGACGUUGUACGAAAGUGAACUAAAAAUUCUGCAGAUAUAGGUACGCGUAGUCUACAUCUGCUUGGUCGCGACAACCGGCACGUCCGCUCUACUUUUCCGGUCUUUGUGUCUGCGAAUCUGUCGAAGCAUCUGCCCAUCAUUGUACUCAUUUCCGCAAGGAGGAACCCUGUCCCAAAGUUGAUCCUGCUCCGUUAGACGUAGCAUUAUUUGUUCGAAUAAUACACAAAGAAGAUUUCGUAGGAAUAACAACUUGGCCAUGACCGGCAUUUCCAUUAAAAAAAAAAAAAAAAUAAAUGAAAUUAACUGUGCGUUUUUCAGACGCGAUGCGUACGCAGGAAUCGAAUAAUGCGCAAAGAAAAUCGAUGCAGCUAAACCUGUCGCAAGGAACAUAUUACUGUUACUUGCAAAAGCAUCUGCCCAACCCAUCGUAUAAUCAUUUUACAUAUUUAAGCAAUUUCAAAGCAGGAAUUAAUAAUUCUAACUGCCCUCCGUUCAACUUUUACAUGCAAUUGCGCAGCUUGGAAGGCACGGCGUCCUACGGAAUAUUUGCGACGCAAAUACGCGUAUUUUCGAUCGCAGGUCCACUGAACGAACUUCUUCACGGAGUUACGCAAUAUUGUCACAAUGUUUCGCGAUGAAUUUUCAUUUACCAUCAGCUACGCAAUGGAAAGUCCCCUAUCCUGUAGCCACGAAGACAUUAAGGACAUUCUUAUCUCGCUUAUCGUGGCUACCACGAAUCGGAAAAAGCAUCGUUCGCUGGUGAUCCUGUCAAACGUAGACUCGCGCUGCGGAAGUCAUCUAGAAAUACCGUUUGAUGCAUUUCUAAAAGUAACGAAUACGUAGCUAAGGCGGCAGGAGAUCCUAGAAGCAACAACGUUCUAGAAAUUCAGGCAGAAGUCGUCGCAGUUAAGGACGACCCCUGGCUGUCCUUGAUUCCAGAAACUACGCACCGGGAGCAAUCCCAGCCUCCAGGCUCAACGAUCAAAAUAAAUAAAUGCCGCGUGGUUACUCUCGCUUACAUCACGUAUACCACCUAACCGUUUAAGCGAGAGAAGGAAGGAGUGAAGUUGUGUAUGUUAUGUUAUGGUGGGGCUCUAGCGGUGGAACGUGCCAGAAAUCUCGUAAUACGUUCACCGAUCAAUACUUGGUAUUUUCGUAUUUUUUCCUUUGAACGCACGAAAAUGCACGUAACCGCGAUACAGAAUGAUAAUUCUUGACACGAGGAUUACGAUGAUAUCGGCGGCCAAUGGUUAAAUGAUCGCAAAAGUGUUGAAAUAUGAAAAUGAAGGAAUGUGCGCAUUUGUCGGCGCGUCUCGAACAUUCGACGCUGUGUCGCGGCGCUCGCCUAUAUAAGGGGGCCGAGCGGCUCGGCUCGGUGCAUUCGUAAAUUAACUUUCGUUCAGUUCGGACGUGAAGAACACCUGAAGACCCACCAACCAGUGAGCAUUCCUGCGUUUCGUUUACAUCGUCACCAGGCUGAUGACAAGAAGACAUUAAAAUGUAGACGAGAGGGAUCCGGUGCGGAACGCGACAGUUUCUCUCCACCGUACGGGGUCGGUGCUUGAACUAUCCGUACGCAAUGAUAAAUUGGUCUGACUAGUUUGAAAUUUCUUCGCAUUUCAAACUGUUCAAGAAGAACACUCCGAGGCACAUGAAUUAGAUGAGGUUAUAGCCUGCCUCGGUUACUAAAAUCGUCCUACGCCCCUGUUAAUAGGUUCUAUAGUGGACUUCCACGAUAUCUGCCCCGAUUUCUUAAGAGUAGCAGACUCAUAGUUUGACCGAGGUAAAUCGUCGACACCAUCUUCUUUAAACGAAUAUCUACCACAAGGGCACACGGAACAUUGGAAUUGAGAAAAACACAGAACUGAAACAAACAAAAAGCCGUGAAAGGGAGAGGAUCGCUUUCCACGGCUCUAGCUUGCGAGUAGUAGGUGAUAUUUUUACCAUAAUGAAACGUGCUCGUUGAUACGAGCCAAAUAUGCUGCAUCUGAUGGUUCUGGUGGCAGAUUGCGUGAUUCUUUUUUGUUAGUAGUUGUGCACUUGUGCACUUGCUAUUGAGGUAAUGUCACAUUAAAGAGAAGUGUUGUCAGUCUUGUAGGUC